This is a messenger RNA of Prunus armeniaca (apricot), 906 nucleotides long. Lineage: Eukaryota; Viridiplantae; Streptophyta; Magnoliopsida; Rosales; Rosaceae. The record is from the annotation of a GenBank genome assembly.
AUGGGGUCUGUCAACACGCCGGCUAAUCCAAAGACGCGUGCGACCUCACUGAGGGCCUGGCUACAUUCUCACCAUCCCUCACACAAUCAUAUCUCCCCUCAUACGUCGGGACGCACCCGGCCACGUAUGGGGUCUGUCAACACGCCGGCUAAUCCAAAGACGCGUGCGACCUCACUGGGGGCCUGGCUACAUUCUCACCAUCCCUCACACAAUCACAUCUCCCCUCAUACGUCGGGACGCACCCGGCCACGUAUGGGGUCUGUCAACACGCCGGCUAAUCCAAAGACGCGUGCGACCUCACUGGGGGCCUGGCUACAUUCUCACCAGCCCUCACACAAUCACAUCCCCCCUCAUACGUCGGGACGCACCCGGCCACGUAUGGGGUCUGUCAACACGCCGGCUAAUCCAAAGACGCGUGCGACCUCACUGGGGGCCUGGCUACAUUCUCACCAGCCCUCACACAAUCAUAUCUCCCCUCAUACGUCGGGACGCACCCGGCCACGUAUGGGGUCUGUCAACACGCCGGCUAAUCCAAAGACGCGUGCGACCUCACACUGGGCCUGGCUACAUUCUCACCAGCCCUCAUACAAUCAUAUCUCCCCUCAUACGUCGGGACGCACCCGGCCACGUAUGGGGUCUGUCAACACGCCGGCUAAUCCAAAGACGCGUGCGACCUCACUGGGGGCCUGGCUACAUUCUCACCAGCCCUCACACAAUCACAUCUCCCCUCAUACGUCGGGACGCACCCGGCCACGUAUGGGGUCCGUCAACACGCCGGCAAAUCCAAAGACGCGUGCGACCUCACUGGGCCUGGCUACAUUCUCACCAUCCCUCACACAAUCACAUCCCCCCUCAUACGUCGGGACGCACCCGGCCACGUAUGGGGUCUGUCAACACGCCGGCUAA